Spirometra erinaceieuropaei is the source of this 3013-nucleotide messenger RNA. The record is from the annotation of a GenBank genome assembly. NCBI's taxonomy places the organism in Eukaryota, Metazoa, Platyhelminthes, Cestoda, Diphyllobothriidea, Diphyllobothriidae.
AUGCUCGUCACCAACAACUACAGUAACAGCACCGCCGGCAUCAUCAACCGGUCCUACUCCAGCAUUGGGUCGGUGAAUACCGAAAGGUCGACCACGGGUUCAUUUAGUCCUUACGUGCCGUUUUACGAAGACCUAUACCUCGCGUACGUACGUAGAUUGUGGGAUCUUCACCUAUGGUAUUUAAGAAAGUUGGAAUUACAGGCUAUGUCUAUAUUUAAAGACUAUGCUCAGAAUUCUACUUCAGUGUCUCCCAACUGAGGUAAGAUAUGGUUAUGCAGACGCAUCUAAAGAACACAAUACCGUUACGGGUUAGGGUGGUUGGGAGUUAGGGGAUAGCGUUAGAAAUUAGGACAGCUAUUUCUCAACCAUUCAAAGUACAACCGCGCAUUCCCAAAUAGCUUUUUUUGCACAUAAGUACUUGACGUCGUCGCCUAUGCGUUCUCCGGCUCCACGUGUAAAAACCCCCUGUUACCACUGGUCCUGUAUUACAGGUGGCUAGGGUUUAUUUGCCUCAAGUGCGGCUGCAUGACCGUAUCUGCGUAGCCCAAACUGCUACUGCAUCGUACAUUUGAAAGUUGCUCGUGCAAGACGAGGAGUUGUCGCAGCCUCAUCAGAGCGAAAGUCCAUUCUCCAUGGCGUUCACCCUGGCCAUGACUGCAGAGUUACAGAGAAUGUUUGUCAGUUAUGCCUGAGUCUCACAGAAAUCUGUCAGUUAAGGAAGGCAUGGCGGAUUUAAAGGCUAGAUGUCGUACCAAGUCCAACUGAGAGAGGAUUCAUUGAAACUAGAACUAGUCCUGAGAUUCCAAGUUUUUGAGUUCAAGUUUUAACUGGUUUACGGGGCUUCUGCAAACCUGCUCUCUCCCAAAGAGCCAAAAGUAGAAUGAGAAGACCGAAAACCUGAACAACUAUUUGGGAGACAUCUAUAUAAAGUUUUUUAGAAAACAUCGUGGGUUCGGAACUUUAGGGCGCGGACAGACAUUCUUGUACCGAUAGAUGCCAGGAUGCGCGUUCUGGGGACUUAUGACGUUACUGAUGAGACACGUACUUCAAACGAGGGAAAGACCAUCUCUAUUUUGGCUGCGUCUAGAAACUGUUUUCUAGAGUGGGCGAAAGAGAAAUGAAACACAGGGCAUUGAUCCAGGCAGUAAUGUGUUCGCCUGGUAAACACACGCACGGCUGUGUAGAAGUCAAUAAGUGUAGGCUAAUCAGUACCCUUCCAGCUACCCAUCUCCUGGCCACAUUUCGAGCAAUCUUACUCCAAGGUGAAGACGAGAUCUCGCGCUAGACUGUACUUAUCCUUAUGAGGGAAUUUGUCUCCAGUGAAAUAGACUUUCGCAGUAUCUAUCUCGCUCUAUCGUCCCACACCCACCGGGCUCUGAAGAGAAGACAAAGUUAAGACAACCGGAGACAGUCUGAUUUAUAAUCCAUACAUGCGGCAAUUCACUUCAAGAGAAGGGAAAGGCUCGGAUGUCUCAGAAGCAGGAAGUCGCAUAAAGAUCACACCAAGAAAGAGCUGGUUUUGCCUGAUCUGAAAACAACCCCAUUUUCCCAUCAUUUGGCAGGCUUGCAAUCCACUACCGUCAGUUCAUCAUGGUAUUUUCAAGUGGUCUGAUUUAUUGUAGCGAGAAGUAGGCUGACUUACUAUAGGAAAGGAUUCACCAAAAUCACUCUCUCUCUCUCCCGUUUCUCUCUGUCAUGGUCCAAUGAUCUGUACGAUCCUUUAUGAUCCAACAGGUAUAAAAGUGGACUUCAUGACGGCGUUAUGUCAGGCCUUAUCUAACGCGCGUCACACGAAUGUACAGUAAUGGUUAAAGACUCAAGCAGACUCAAUGCAGCCCAAAAACGCACGAGGUUAGCCAAUGUUGCCUCCGGACGCAACAACAGAGCAGCCCGUGUGAGAAGGCACACAGAAGCUGCCGUCAUGGCUGCAGAUGGAGACAUUUGGCGCGCGAGGUGUGAUAGACGAGUUCACCUGUUCGUGCGACCUAAUGAGUCUUCACUGCGCACGACUUAGCUACCUAACAUGGCCGCUAGGUCAUGUGUGACAACGAUUCGUAAGUCACGUGGGUGGUGUACUUCGAGACCUCUGAGUCACGCCACCCGUGAAGGCUGUGGGUCACGGUUGUGAAGAGAUACUUGUCAUUGGCAAGGCUUUCGACCCUCAAUGCGUGUUUAGCCGUCUUUCAUGGUUAAGGGUAGCUGACUCGGGUAUUCCCAAUGGUCGACUUCCCUAAAUUACAAGUUAGUGAAAACGCAUUUUUCUGGACAAUCUUUACCGUUGUGAAGAAGCGUUCAGUGGGAUCAGCAAACAGUUGCCGCAAGCUGUCUCUUCGGACGUGUUGCGUGUGUGUGCCUGUCUGUCUAUACCCUCCUCCUCCUCUUCCACCUCCUCCUCCUACUCCUCAUCCUCCUCUUCCACUGCCCCAACUGCGACCGCACCUUCAUCUCACACAUCGGCCUGGUAGGUCGCUUGCGAAUCCAUCACACAGAGGCUGACAAACCAGUGCCUGAAGCACCCACCUACACCCACCACACUCGCCUCCACUGCCCACACUACCCUCGCACCUUCACGCAUCGCAUGAGUCUAUUCGGCCACAUGCGCAUCCACGAGAACGGAAUUGACCGCAGUCCCGACUCAUCCAUCAUGCCAAACUCCACCCUCACUUCAUCACCCUGCGCGCCCACCGCCCUUCCCGCAACUGGCACCGACACCACCGACUUCGCCUGCCCACACUGUCUACGCACCUUCACCUCUCGCAUCGGCCUCGCCGGUCACUUGCGAGUCCAUCGAACAGAGACUGGAGAACCACUGCCCGGAGCAGCAGCCUAUACCCACCACAUUCGACUCAACUGCCCACACUGUCCUCGCACUUUCAGGCAUCGUAUGGACCUAUGCGGUGACAUGCGCAUCCACGAGAGCGGAAUCGAUCGAAAUUCCGACCCAGCCCCACCCUCCCCUCAUCGCCCUGCGCGGCCAUCACCACCGCAAACACCACCGCCGCCUCGCCUGUAG